Messenger RNA from Misgurnus anguillicaudatus (oriental weatherfish), 486 nucleotides. Its product is annotated as histone H4. The record is from RefSeq and is a predicted model, not a curated record. Gene Ontology annotation, cellular component: nucleosome. Gene Ontology annotation, molecular function: protein heterodimerization activity; structural constituent of chromatin; DNA binding. Lineage: Eukaryota; Metazoa; Chordata; Actinopteri; Cypriniformes; Cobitidae.
AUUGUGAUGCUGUGACGUGAUUGCUGACCCCGCCCUCGUAUGUGUGUUUCUACAAGGUCCUGUAGGCAAAAGUAAAAGUCCUUCCCUGCCAGAACGACCACAUUCUUUAGAUAACUCGUCAGUUCAUCAUGUCUGGAAGAGGCAAAGGUGGUAAAGGACUCGGAAAGGGAGGCGCUAAGCGUCAUCGUAAAGUUCUGCGUGAUAACAUUCAGGGUAUCACCAAACCCGCCAUCCGUCGUCUCGCUCGCCGUGGUGGUGUCAAGCGUAUCUCCGGUCUUAUCUAUGAGGAGACCCGCGGUGUGUUGAAGGUGUUUCUGGAGAAUGUUAUCCGUGACGCCGUCACCUACACCGAGCACGCCAAGAGAAAGACCGUCACAGCUAUGGAUGUCGUGUACGCGCUGAAGAGACAGGGACGCACACUGUACGGUUUCGGAGGUUAAACGAUUGAAAGAAAAACAAAACCCAACGGCUCUUCUAAGAGCCACC